UAAUUUAUUUUGGAGUAGGAUUCCCAUGGCAUGUGAACUAGAAGAUAAUUUGAAAUAGAAGGUGUCUUUAUCUUGAAGUGACAGUCUUUAUCAAAAUGGUAGGAAAACUCAAACAGAACUUGCUAUUGGCAUGUCUGGUGAUCAGUUCAGUGACAGUGUUUUAUCUGGGCCAGCACGCUAUGGAAUGUCACCAUCGAAUAGAAGAACGCAGCCAGCCUCUGAGGACGGAGGGUGUGAGAAGCACAGUAAGAACUGCUUCCGAUGUAAAUGCAAACAAAACCUUUGCCUACAACAAAGACAUGCCUUUAAUAUUUAUUGGAGGAGUUCCUCGGAGCGGCACGACCUUAAUGCGUGCCAUGCUUGAUGCCCAUCCGGACAUUCGAUGCGGAGAAGAGACAAGAGUAAUCCCACGAAUUCUGGCCGUUAAGCAGAUGUGGGCUAGAUCAAGCAAAGAGAAGAUCCGACUGGAUGAAGCUGGAGUCACAGAUGAGGUUCUGGACUCAGCCAUGCAAGCGUUUUUAUUGGAAAUCAUUGUGAAACACGGAGAGCCUGCUCCAUAUUUGUGUAACAAAGAUCCUUUUGCUUUAAAAUCCUUAACUUAUCUUGCUAGAAUUUUCCCCAAUGCCAAAUUUCUUCUAAUGGUGCGGGAUGGCCGUGCAUCUGUGCAUUCCAUGAUAUCUAGAAAAGUCACAAUAGCUGGGUUUGACCUUAACAGCUACAGGGACUGCUUGACCAAGUGGAACCGUGCUAUAGAAACGAUGUAUAACCAGUGUAUGGAGGUUGGUUUUGAAAGGUGUAUGCUGGUACACUACGAGCAACUCGUACUGCAUCCUGAAAGGUGGAUGAGAACUCUCUUAAAGUUUCUUCGCAUACCGUGGAACCAAGCAGUACUGCACCAUGAAGAAAUGAUUGGAAAAGCAGGGGGUGUUUCUCUUUCAAAAGUCGAAAGAUCUACUGACCAAGUAAUCAAGCCAGUCAAUGUAGAAGCAUUGUCAAAGUGGGUUGGGAAGAUACCUGCUGAUGUUCUGCAAGAUAUGCCAGUGAUUGCACCCAUGCUAGCCAAACUGGGCUAUGAUCCGUAUGCCAAUCCACCAAAUUAUGGAAAGCCAGAUCAAAAAGUUGUGGAAAACACAAGGAGGGUGUAUAAAGGUGAAUUUCAGCUUCCUGACUUUCUUAAAGAAGUGCCACAGCCAAAGAAGACAGUAGAAAGGAAGUCUCGCGGCAAGAUAAAAUGAACAUGGAUCAGUAAAGUCGAAUUUAGCUGUAGUACAGAACCUAUGGAAUAGAAGAUACAAUGGAUAUUUCUUGCACAGAAGAAGAAAGACUGCUGCCUUUUCGAUGGAAACGAUCGUACAAGGACUGUCCCACUGAGAUCAGUGAGGGGUACUGCUCAUGGCCGGCUUUAUUCAGAAUUUUCUCCCCCAUUUCUUUCAUACUGUUUUUGUUCGAAAUUUUGUUGUUGUGAGUGCAUGUAAACCUGUUUAAAAAAAAAAAAAUCACUAAUGUUAAUGUAGAACUGCAUUACACUUGCACAACUAUUUUUUUAAGGUUUAAAAAAAAAUGCAAAGCAAUGCCUGUCUCCAAAAUUGCUAUUCUGUCUUAAUUCCAAAACUCCAUCUUCAAAGAUACUUUUUUUUUUCGUGUAGCAGUUACAUUUUAAAUGUGUGAAACUUCCAAAAGAGUGGUCUGUGCUUGUCCUAAAAUAUUUUUUUGGUGGAAUAGUUGUUUGUUUUAUUCACAUGUGGAAAUUGUUAAAUAUCUUUUAUUUAAAAAAAAAAGUUGAUAAUGUACAUGUACAAUUACAAUUCAAUGAGCUUUUGUAUUUUAUUUUUCAAAAUAAAUG
Molecule: messenger RNA, 1843 nt
Organism: Tauraco erythrolophus (red-crested turaco)
Lineage: Eukaryota; Metazoa; Chordata; Aves; Musophagiformes; Musophagidae
Source: RefSeq, a predicted model, not a curated record